GCAGCGUGGUCUGCAGCUCAAGGGCAUCCGGGCCGGUGAGUAAGGAGCUCACCGCAGCAGUUCCCUCGUGUCAGAAGCUGCCAUUGAAGCAAGACUUGAGUUUUUCAGCUGAGAAGGGAAGAGAGUCCUAAGAAGCAGCGAUGGAACAAGCAAGGUCAACGAUAUCUAAAAUUUUUAACGGUGAACCACACACCUACACGCGAUUCAACUUGACCCAGAACAUGGAAGGUGACACCAGCCAGGUGGAGAUGAAGCUGUCAUCUGACGUGGACGAGGAGGUCGGGGAAAACGGCGUGGGUGAACAUCGUCAUUCCAACUCCAAUGGGAAACCCUACGUGGCUCAAAAGCUGGGCCGAACGCCCAAAAACCUGUGCUUCAUGGCUGCUGGCAUCCUCCUCGUCUUCAUCAUUGGAUACCUGAUUGGUUACAUGACUGAGGGGAAAAAGGAGGCGGCUCCUGUCUGUGCUUCCUCCGUUAGUAACAUUGAAGGCGACGUUCCCCACGAGACCGGCGCCGCCCCCUUGAUGGACUGGGAUGAUGUCAAACAUCUCCUGGCUGACAAAUUCACCGCUGCCAAAUUAGAAAAAGCCUUCAGUGAGUUUUCUGCGGUCAGCCACCAGGCUGGCUCCCCUACAGACGAAUACCUUGGAAACAGAGUGCUGCAGAGAUUUAAGGAGUAUGGUAUGAAGACCUGGACAGAUGAGCACUUCAUCAAGGUUCAAGAAGCCCCCACGUCUGGCUACAACAGAAUCAUUUUCAAGCAAACAUCAGAGGACCGUCCAAAGGGAUUUCUGUCCUACAGCAAAACUGGAUCAGUACAGGGUGCAGUGCUGUAUGCUCGUUAUGGCCAGGAGGCUGACUUCAGGCAGCUGCGGGGGCAGAACGUCGACAUGAACGGCAGAGUUAUGUUGGUCAGACGUGGAAAGAUUAGCUAUGCUGAGAAGGUUGCCAACGCUGCCAAAAUGAACGCCUCUGCUGUUUUAAUUUACCCAGAUCCAUCUGAUUACAGCUUUGGAGACAACACUGAGCUUUAUGGACACGUCCACUUGGGCUCUGGGGAUCCUUACACUCCAGGCUUCCCCUCCUUCAACCACACUCAGUUUCCUCCUGUGGAGUCUUCAGGCCUGCCCAAAAUCCUGGCGCAGACCAUCUCAUGGAAUAUGGCAAGCAACAUCCUCAGAGGACUCGGUGGUCCAAAUAACCCGGAGGGAUGGGAAGGCUACAUCAAAUUGGGAGAUGUGAAUGACACUAUUACUGUGGAUGUCCAGAACGUCCUUACUGAAAAGAAGAUCAACAAUGUGUUCGGGGUCAUCAAAGGUUUCGUCGAUUCAGACCGAUACGUGGUCAUUGGAGCCCAGAGGGACGCAUGGGGUCCAGGCUUUGCAGCUUCAACCGUUGGCACCACUGUCCUCGUUGAACUGGCUCGCUCCAUUUCAGACAUGGUGAAGAAUGAUGGGUUCAAGCCAAGGAGGAGCAUUGUGUUUGCUAGCUGGACAGCGGGAGAAUAUGGAAGUGUUGGCGCCACCGAGUGGCUGGAGGGAUAUUUGUCUUCUCUGAACAUGAAAGCCUUCACUUACAUCAGCCUGGAUGGCAUUGUAACAGGUCAGAAUGGAUUUAAAGUAGCAGCUAGUCCCCUAUUGCACACUCUGAUUGAAAAGACUCUAAAGGAGGUAAAAAACAAAGAGAUUACUCUGUUUAAUCAGUUUGCAAAGAAUGACUGGGAGUCAACCAUUCUGGAGCAAAUGCAGAUGGAUAACGCUGCCUAUCCAUUUCUCGCCUUCUCUGGAAUUCCAUCAGUAGCAUUUCGGUUUUCUUCUAACAACGCAGAAUACAAAUACCUUGGCACCCUGGAGGACACCCUGGAGAAUCUGAACAUCGCCACAUCCAAACAGGUUCCUCAGCUGGCUGAGGCGGCGGGGCGCUUUGCUGGCCAUAUGGCCCUGAGGCUGGUCCACGACCAUCUGCUGCAGAUGGAUCUGAUGAAAUACUACAAGAUCAUACGUUCCCAAGUUGUCAGAAUUAACGGAAAAGUCAGGGAUGUUCAGCGGUUGAACCCCCAGCUGUUGCCCAAAACUAUUACGAUGCAGUGGUUGAUCUCCGCCCUAGGCUCCUACAGCCGUGCCGCUCAGAACCUGCAAACAGACAUCCAGAACAGUGACCUGGAGGACAUUGAAACGUGUCGCAUCAUCAAUGACCGCAUCAUGGCGGUGGAAAGAAACUUGCUGUCCCACUACGUUUCCCCCAUAGAGGUCCCUUUCCGCCACAUCUUGGGCGGCUCAGGCCAGCACACCUUUAAAGCUCUCAUCAAACACCUCGACAAUCUGAAGACUGACAACCUCCAAGCAGAUGCCGAGCUUUUCCGCAGCCAGUUUGCCCUGGCUACCUGGACCAUCCAGGGCUGCGCCAACUCCUUAGCAGGGAACAUCUGGUCUCUGGAUAACGAAAUCUAAAUCCACUCUUCGACUCCUGCUGACUCCCUUUCUUCACCAUUCUGACCUCCUAUUGUGUAACCAGCCAACAGUUGCACAACCUUUAAAAUCCAAAGUUCUUAAAAUUGAAGUGCCCAUAAUCUAUUAUUUAAUUUUUCUCAUUAUUUUUACUUCAAAUGAGACACUUAAAAAAAAACAAUCUUAAAUGUUUUGGUGCUGUUAAAAAUAUUGUGCCCAUUUUAUAGUUUAUAUUGUUAACCAGCUGAAUGUCAAACAUCCUGAUUGGCCGUAGCAACUAUUAAGGGCAGCAUCACAAACCAUUGACUUUCUACCUGUUUACUAAAAUGAUUCCAACGCCUGCUGUUUGCUGCUGAUCCCAAAUGUUCAAACCUGAGCUGGUUUAAUGUUGGAAGCUGUGAUUUUUAUUAUGAAACCCAGCUGAUCAGUCUCAGAUGGUGCUUAAAAUGAACAGUAGUUAAUUUAACAGAGACCCAUCUGCAGCCGUGUGAUGAUGUAAUAGUCCUGAACCAAUCAGCAGCAGAUCACGCGGCCUUGGAGGCCUCAUAUGUGUCGACCUUUCCCCAAAAGCCAGCGGGGGUAAAGGUGUAAAAACACAUGGCACUGAACCAGAAACCGUGUUUAUUUAUUGUUAUUUAUUUAUCAGUGACAGGGUUCACUAUAAAUAGUUUAUAUUGCCUUUUUUUUAUAUAUAAUUAUCGGGAGCAGUGCCUUCCAUAAUUAUGACAGUUAUACUGUCGAAAUGACAAAAGCAGCAUCUGCUAAACGAAGUGUGCAUGUGAACCGACGGCCCGGACCGAACACUCAGAACAGGGCGGCUGCUCCGGCGUCCCCAGCCGGGUCUCUCGGUACAUGUGCACUUCUCUGACAGCAUUAUCGGGGACAGUGUUUUCCAUAAUGCAGGGGUGGGGGGAGAAGGUAGUUUUUGCCUACCAGCGUGUGUCCGUAUCGGAGGCAGUGCCCUCCAUAUUUCACUGUAGGGGUGGAUAUUUUUUUUUAUUAUCGGGGACAGUGUUUCCCAUAAUGUGUAAAUACAGAUGAUAGCUAUGCAUACAUGUGGCUUAGACUCCUGCUUCCUGUCUGUGUGUUAUGUUAAUCAAACCCUCAUCUGACUGGGAUUAUGUUUUUGGAAGUGGUUCAGGAGGUAUUCUGCUUUAACGCGAAGUGAUGCGAAUCCCCUGUGGUUACAUCACUGGUCCAGUAUUUCUUCUUCUUCCUGGUUUAUUAUGGUUUUAGUUAUGACUGAUUCAUGCAAUGUGAGCAUUUCUUGCUGAUUUCUAUUGUGCCUUUAAGUUUCACUUUAAAGAUUGAAUGUAUGGAGACGUCUUUAGUUAAAAAAUGACUUCUUGUUUGGGUUUUUCUUUUUGUUUCUUCACGCUAUGAUCGAAAGUUUCAGUUGUCUGAGGCUGUUACAACUUUAGACUAGAAUAUCCUGGAAUGAAACCAUAAAUAAGAUAUGAAUUAGAUAUAAAUGGGUCUUUGCUAAGAAACAAAGAUACGACAACUUUGCCAGAUAUAAAUUGAGCUUUCUGCUGCGAUCGAUGAUGGGCUCAGUAACUGAAGCAGUUCUGAGUCUGCAAAAAAAAAGGUUAACAUUCAGUAACUAGUCUAGAAAAUUCCUUUGGGUCAAUAAAUCUUUUGGAAAAUUGUUAAACGUUUUUCUUUCAAAUGUGUGUAAGCAAGCUUUGCUGGAACUUUUUAUUGCAAUAAAACAUCUUAUUU
Molecule: messenger RNA, 4169 nt
Organism: Cyprinodon variegatus (sheepshead minnow)
Lineage: Eukaryota; Metazoa; Chordata; Actinopteri; Cyprinodontiformes; Cyprinodontidae
Gene: tfrc
Product: transferrin receptor
Exons: 18
Coding region: 141-2450 (769 amino acids)
Biological process (GO): intracellular iron ion homeostasis; transferrin transport
Cellular component (GO): external side of plasma membrane
Molecular function (GO): transferrin receptor activity
Source: RefSeq, a predicted model, not a curated record